UUGAGAUUGAGACAGAUACAGUUAAUCAUACAUAUAUCUCAAUCUGAAACCAUUGGAUCCUCCCAUUCCAUGUCUAAUUGCUAUUGAAGUUGUAAAGAAAACUAACAAUAUAAAAUAGCCAUAUGAGGUCUGCAGGCUCCGAUCCCCCCCACAUGCCAUCAUGAAAUGCUAAUCGAUUAUCUCACAUAUCAUUCUUCAAUUCUCAGAUCUGAUAAUAAUCUGUUUUGAUUUGUGUCAUCAGAAUCCGGGCGGGAAUAUAAUGGAAUUCUUCAAGAAAGCAAAAUCGGUGAGGCUAAAGAGCCAUCACGACAAAUAUCUACUAGCGGAUUCAGAUAAGGAAUCGGUGUUCCAAGACCGAAGUGGCACGCGCAAGUCGGCGAAAUGGACGGUCGAAUUCGUGGAAGGAUUCGACAAUGUGAUACGCCUAAAGAGUUGCUACGGAAAAUACCUCACGGCCAUGGACGAGCAAUUUCUCCUGGGCGUAACGGGAAGACGAGUUCGCCAAACAACGCCUAAGAAAUUGGACUCAAAGCUGGAAUGGGAGCCCAUCAUAGAAGACAGCCGAGGACGGCGAGGAGUGAAGCUGAAAACCAGGUACGGCAAUUAUCUCCGCGCCAAUGGAGGGUUACCCCCUUGGAGAAACUCAAUCACUCACGACAUUCCUCACCGCCAUCAAAACUGGAUUCUAUGGGAAGUCGAUGUCGUUGAGACCCUGCCUGAGUCGCCGAAGAAGGUGCCGCGAUCGGAGGACGGCGACGAUGAUUUGACCGAUUUCAGACUUUCGUCGUCGACUUUGAGGAGAUCGGCGAGUGAAUCGUUCGCUUCGUCGCAGGGUGGGCGGCUAAUCUAUUACUAUGUGGCGGACGAUAGGGGGAAGGUUAAUGAUGCGGUUGAAGGGCAAUCGUUCCAAUUUAAAGGGCAUUGUUUAGAACAAUUGACUGAGAAGUUGGAGGAAUUGACAGGGCUUGAGAGCAUCAUCGUGUGCCUGCGCAAUCCCUUCACUGGCAAGUUCUCCCCCCUGCGGCUCGCGCUUCCCCCAAACAAUGCAACCAUGCAUAUUGUGGUACUUCCACCUACAUCUAGAGCCGCAAGAGAAUUUAUGCCAGAAUCUGCGCCACGUUGAAAAUGUACAUACUCCAUGUAUAUAUCUUUAUCUGAUCCAUAUGUAUUCCACAUAAAGCUAGUUAUAUACAGAGCAUUCAAAACAAGUGAUGAACAAAGAUGGCCCAUUUUUAAGUUGAGAGUGCACCAAAGUGAUAGACCGGCUAUGUGAUGUUUAUUAGUAAAGUUUGGAUUUCU
This is a messenger RNA of Ipomoea triloba (trilobed morning glory), 1299 nucleotides long. RefSeq lists its product as uncharacterized. The coding region runs from base 260 to 1123 and encodes 287 amino acids. Lineage: Eukaryota; Viridiplantae; Streptophyta; Magnoliopsida; Solanales; Convolvulaceae. The transcript has 4 exons. The record is from RefSeq and is a predicted model, not a curated record.